Alternaria viburni is the source of this 471-nucleotide messenger RNA. RefSeq lists its product as uncharacterized. The coding region runs from base 1 to 471 and encodes 156 amino acids. The transcript is spliced from 3 exons. NCBI's taxonomy places the organism in Eukaryota, Fungi, Ascomycota, Dothideomycetes, Pleosporales, Pleosporaceae. The record is from RefSeq and is a predicted model, not a curated record.
AUGGAGAAGAGACUACUGUCCCAACAAGCCAAGGGAUCCCACAGCUACCAAUGGAAGUACUGGCAGAGUUCAUUCGAGAGGACAACAUGGUUCGGUGGAGCCAAGAACCCCAGCAGCGACCGGUCCAAGUACGGACAGAUUUCCUUCGAGAAGACAACAUCGUUCGAUGGAGCCAAGAACCCGAGCAAGGACGGGUCCAAGUACCGACAGACUUCAUUCGAGAAGACAGCAUGGUCCGAUGGAGUCAAGAACCCCAAGAGCAACGGGUCCAACCACCCCAGCAGCGACCAGUGCAAGUACCCUCUAAGGCCACCCGCGAACCAAUCGGCCGUACUGAUAUGCAACGGCUUACGGACGGACGAGACCGCCAUUCAUCCCGUAGCGUUUGGCAAGCGCUGCGAGACCGAGCACAACCUUCUCGUGCCCAUCGGAGACGCCAAGAGGAUCAGGAUCGAGACGUACAUACGAUGA